Messenger RNA from Pyrus x bretschneideri (Chinese white pear), 1494 nucleotides. Its product is annotated as bidirectional sugar transporter SWEET2a. The transcript is spliced from 6 exons. Lineage: Eukaryota; Viridiplantae; Streptophyta; Magnoliopsida; Rosales; Rosaceae. Gene Ontology annotation, cellular component: membrane. The coding region runs from base 412 to 1104 and encodes 230 amino acids. Gene Ontology annotation, biological process: carbohydrate transport. The record is from RefSeq and is a predicted model, not a curated record. Gene Ontology annotation, molecular function: sugar transmembrane transporter activity.
AGGAAGCAUUGGAGAUGGCAAAGAGAAGCAAUCAUUGAACUUAAUUAUUGGUCCUGAAAUGAUUAUGAAUCAUGAUCAAUAUUUAGUCCACUUGGUCCCCCUUGGACCCUACUUUGAUCAAUAAUACGAGUCGGGCACUUUCUUAGCUGUCUUUUUCUUUCACUUUAAAAUAUCUGGACUGACCAAGUAAUCGAGAGGACGAAGGAGGUCUUGAGGGCCCCAUUUUCUUAGGUGUAUUUAGUAAUGAUACUACUGGCCAAGAAAAUUUGAUCAAGAUUCCAUGUGCUUCUUGUUGUCCUACUCAAUUUACCCGACCACAAAAAGGCACUUGCGCACAUUCCAAUAUUAUAUCCGAUACUCAAUUUGAUACGGUCACAGAUUCAGAAUAUAUAUAACAGCUGCCUGAAAGUGAUGAAAGUUCUAGCAAGGGGUAGUGAAAGAACCAAAGGGAAUCUCUUUGCCUUCGGAUUGUAUCUGUCACCAAUGUCAACAUUUAAUAGAAUUAUCAGAAACAGGUCAACAGAACAAUUUUCUGGAAUGCCUUACAUAUAUGGCCUUAUGAAUUGCUUGAUAUGUUGCUGGUAUGGAAUGCCUAUAGUGAAGAGUGGCAUUAUACUGGUGGCUACAGUCAAUUCAGUUGGGACUGUUUUCCAGUUAGUCUACUUGAGCAUUUUCAUUUCUUACGCCGAAAGAGCGAUUAAGAUAAGGAUGUUGGCAUUGUUAAUUGCAGUUUUUGUUAUAUUUGCGUCCAUUGUCUUUGUCAGCUUAAGUUGUUUCGACUACAAUGGAAGGCAAUUCUUCGUCGGAUACUUGAGUAUUGCUUCACUAAUUUUCAUGUAUGGUUCGCCAUUGAUUGUCAUUAAUUUGGUGAUCAAAACAAAAAGCGUUGAGUUCAUGCCGUUUAAUCUUUCUUUUGCAACUUUCUUAGUGAGUUUCUCAUUCACUACAUACGGAGUGUUCAAGAUGGACCCUUUUCUCUAUAUGCCAAAUGGUAUUGGCACACUUUUAGCCCUUGUACAGUUGAUUCUGUACUGCCACUACAACAAUUCAUCUAAAGAAGACACGGAAGAAGAAGAAGAACCAUUGCUAGCUGAAUAUCCGUGACCGAAUUUCCUUUGGAGAAAUGCAUGGCCUUCGGUACAAAAUUUACUUUGGAGAAAUGUCAUCAGUUUCUUCAAACUAUACGUCGUUGUGUAUAAAAUGUUACAGUGAGAGAACUGUAUCAGAUUUUGAAGAAAGUUUUCUUAUUUAAUUGUGCAAAUCCUUUUAUUUUUGGUGUAAAAUAUUGUUCAAUUUAUACUUUAAGUUACCGCCUUUUUGUCCAAGUAGCAUUUCCUUAGAAGCUAACUGGAAAAUGAGGGUUCUCCUUGAGAGACAUUAGUAAGAAUAGGUCAUGUACAGAGACCAGGAAAGUAAAUCUUGUGUAACACUGGUCUAUUAGGUAAAUGUAUCUUACAUGCAUUCUAAGAGUGAAUCUGAUGUAUUAUUUGUAGA